Messenger RNA from Toxorhynchites rutilus septentrionalis, 1004 nucleotides. RefSeq lists its product as uncharacterized. The transcript is spliced from 5 exons. Gene Ontology annotation, biological process: developmental process; regulation of transcription by RNA polymerase II. NCBI's taxonomy places the organism in Eukaryota, Metazoa, Arthropoda, Insecta, Diptera, Culicidae. Gene Ontology annotation, molecular function: DNA-binding transcription factor activity, RNA polymerase II-specific; protein dimerization activity; RNA polymerase II transcription regulatory region sequence-specific DNA binding. Bases 102 to 839 code for a protein of 245 amino acids. The record is from RefSeq and is a predicted model, not a curated record.
AUUCCUUUAGGACACUUCCGGUCGCCGGUUUUAGGAGAUAAACGUUAGAGUGUGAGUUGAGUUGAGGGAACUAUAAAGCAGUUUGAAAAGUGAAAGUGAAAAUGGAUAAAAUUUGUCGCAGUCAGUUGCCGGAUUCAUCAUCCUCGCCUCCAUUAAGUGGACUUAACUUUCAUAGCUUCGACGAGGACCUCAUCUCGGAAUUGCCGUCGUGUGUUUAUGCUAAUCAUCAGCUGGGAGUUGCAACGGCGACUAACCCCGGUUCAGCGAAUCUCAGGCUGAACACGAACAGCUUGCGUCAAAUCCAGCAUCAAUAUUUACAUCACACAGAUUGCUUAGACUCCCCGAGCUCAGCCAGUCCUUCACUGUCCACAUCUAUCGGACACCCUUAUAAUGCAACCCCCUACAAAAUCCAACGGCAGCAAACGAACAUUCGCGAACGUAAACGGAUGAUGAGAUCGGCUCCCAACGGUUCCUUCUUCCCCUCGUUAAACAGCAGCAUAAACUCAGCAUUCGACGAGCUUCGAGUGCAUGUUCCGACGUUUCCGUACGAAAAGAGACUAAGCAAGAUCGAUACCCUACGUCUGGCCAUCGCAUAUAUCGCACUGCUGCGAGAGGUCCUCGAGGCGGACUACGAUCCAUUGACGUACGUGGAAAAGUGCCUCCGUGGGGAGAUAAAGGCUGAACGUGCCCAUUGGAAUACGAGCGAUUUGACAGCACGUCUCUCGUGGAUAAACUGGGAGAACCUUGGAGUACACCCGGGAAGACGCACGAUUCUGACUUCGCUGGCGCUAGGGUCAUCGGAAAGCCUUGGGUGUGGCCCACCACCGCAUCUCAUGUAAAUCUGCUGCACUCGACAGCAUCAUUGCAUAUGUCUUCCUUUGGAAUAUGUCUAGUCAUGCAGUAAUUUUUAGUAUCCUCAAUGAUUGUGAUAUUGUCUAGUUUUAGUUUAAAAUUCAUAAGUUCGUUGUUUUUGUUAUGAGGUGUUAGUUUUGAAGUCAAUAAAA